Balaenoptera ricei (Rice's whale) is the source of this 1154-nucleotide messenger RNA. RefSeq names its product uridine phosphorylase 1 (gene UPP1). The transcript is spliced from 8 exons. Gene Ontology annotation, cellular component: cytoplasm; cytosol. Gene Ontology annotation, biological process: uridine catabolic process; nucleotide catabolic process. The record is from RefSeq and is a predicted model, not a curated record. NCBI's taxonomy places the organism in Eukaryota, Metazoa, Chordata, Mammalia, Artiodactyla, Balaenopteridae. Gene Ontology annotation, molecular function: uridine phosphorylase activity. Bases 161 to 1090 code for a protein of 309 amino acids.
GGCGGGGGUGGACCCCCGGGCGGCCCUACUCCACUCGCUCGCCGGUAGCUCUCGGCACGCGUCGGGCGCAGCCCCUGGCGGUCCCUGCGCGGGAAGUGUCUGCUGCCAGCGCCCUGUUUUUGGGAAGCACCGACCUGCCGGGUCCUGCCUCAGCUGAGAGAUGGCCUCCCCAGGGGCUGAAACAAAGAAACCUGGAAAUCACAACGACUUUGUACAGCUUUGCAAUCCCCACGUGGCUGCAAUGAAAGAAGACGUACUCUACCAUUUCAGCCUUAGCACCGGCACGCAUGACUUCCCGACUAUGUUUGGAGACGUGAAGUUUGUGUGUGUUGGGGGAAGCCCUUCCCGGAUGAAAGCCUUCAGCAAGUACGUGGCCGUGGAGCUGGGCCUUGACCACCCAGGUGCAGACUAUCCCAACAUCUGUGAGGGCACCGACCGCUACGCCAUGUUUAAAGUGGGCCCGGUGCUGUUGGUCAGCCACGGGAUGGGCAUCCCCUCCAUUGCCAUCAUGCUGCACGAGCUCAUCAAGCUGCUGUACCACGCCCGGUGCUCUGGCGUCACCCUCAUCCGCAUCGGCACCUCUGGUGGGAUAGGUCUGGAGCCCGGCUCCGUGGUCAUCACCCGGCAGGCGGUGGACGCCUGCUUCAAGCAGGAGUUAGAGCAAAUUGUCCUUGGGAAGCGGGUGGUCCGGAACACGCAUCUGGACGAGCGGCUGGUGCAGGAGCUGGCGCGGUGCUCCGCGGACCUGGGCGAGUUCCCCACGGUCGUGGGCAACACCAUGUGCACUCUGGACUUCUACGAAGGGCAAGGCCGCCUGGACGGGGCGCUCUGCUCCUACUCGGAGAAGGACAAGCAGGAGUACCUGUGGGCGGCCUACGAGGCUGGUAUCCGCAACAUCGAGAUGGAGUCGACCGUCUUCGCCGCCAUAUGCAAUGCCUGCAGCCUCCGAGCGGCCGUGGUGUGCGUCACGCUCCUCAACCGCCUGGAAGGUGACCAGAUCAGCAGCCCCCAUGAGGUGCUGGCCGAGUACCAGCAGCGGCCCCAGCGGCUGGUGGCCCACUUCAUCAAGAAGUGCCUCGCGGCAGCCUGAGGUUCCCAAGUCUCCAGACAUGAGCGUUGGUGUUUGCAGCAAAUAAAAUCAUUGCCACAAUCUC